Cladocopium goreaui is the source of this 10359-nucleotide messenger RNA. NCBI's taxonomy places the organism in Eukaryota, Dinophyceae, Suessiales, Symbiodiniaceae. The record is from the annotation of a GenBank genome assembly.
AUGGCGGUGAUUUGGGUCUGCAGACGGGUUCUACGGCUGGUGGGUACCCUGAUCUUUCACAUGCAUCGCUUUGCUGGUGGCGCCCCUGAGGCAUCAGAUGUUGAAUUCCACGGCCCUGGAACGGGAGUGGUUCCAGAGACAUCGACGUUGCGUAGCUUCAAGAGGACUGGAGAUGCUGUCAAGCAGGUGGUGGUGAGACGUGGGGACGAAGUUGCCGUCUUCAGUGUAGGCAACGACGUUCAGAACAUCCGGACCCAUGGGCUUUUCCUGCCUGUUGAGGCUGACACCAUCAGAGGUUCACCUGGACUGGUGAGGCGCAUCGCUGCUGUCGACAGGAUCCAUCUUUGCCGCAAUGUGGUUUGCGGUGAAGAGGUUGGAGAACACUUCGCCGAAUAUGGAGUAGUGCGGAAGUUCAACCCGGAGAAGUUUCAGGUUGCCCAUUCCCAUCAAGGAGCUGUCGAAGCGACCAAGGGUCUCUGGCGCUGGAUCGCACCACGUGGGAAGCAGACUGUGUCGGAAGUGGUGACCCGUAUCCGAGAGUAUGCAUCUGAAUCCGAGACGGAAGAACAGUCGUGUAAUGCCAGUAGGGUCACUUGGAAGACUGCUGAUGGUGUGCAGUUUCUUGCUGAAUCGCGUUGUAAAGCUGCAGGUACUGCGUUUCACCAAGUUCUGGUAGAAGACAACGUAGAAGGUGGAGUCUUUUUGUGUCCCAAGCAUGCAACUUCAUACCUUACGAAACGAUACCCCUCCAAAUGUGGUAAUGUUGAGUGUAAUCGUGUUGGUACUCAGCUCCGCUUUGGUGUGCGCAUGUGCAAGAGCCACCAGUCUGAACGAGCCGAACCAGAGGAAGACGGCCCCCAAAAGCGGUCCCGUUCGAGGUCAAGAGCAAGGGCUUCGAAGGGUGAGCCCUCCAGAGAUUUUGAUCAGGAAGCAGAUGACGAGGAUGAUGAGGAGAAUGGGUCGUCGAAGGCACGGACUCUGUUGGAAGAGGCUGCAGAGGCCGCUGAUGGGCGGAGGCAGAAGAAGAGGGCAGUAUCGAGAUCUCCUGGACACACGCCCAAGUCCAGUAUCCAGAGGAGUUUGGCCAGAAUCGAGAUGCUCAGUUCCCCUGGCUCGGAGGCAGAGACUAAGCUGCUGGAGGCGUUCAUGGAGUGGUUUGCACAAGGCAAGGCAGAUGGAGUGAAGGAGGAACAGGUGAGGAAGAGAUUGGCAAGGGAGCGCCUGAUGACCGACCAGGAGGUUGUCAGACGCCUCAUUGAGGAGGCAGAGGUUGAGCAGGCCAAUGGACAAAGAGGGCUCACGCGGUUUCUCAGCAAAUGGCGCAAGGAACUCAAGGAUGGGAGCACCCCGAGCGAGAAACAUGACUCAGAAUGGAGCCUUUUGACAUCGCCUCAGGCAGCAGCAGAGGUUAGGUCCACUAUGCCUCCCAUUCCGCAGUCCUUUCAACCUGAUCCACCAGGAAGUCGGCCGUUCGCUGGAGUGAGCCCGACCGGUGUGAAGGAGAAGGCAACAACGCCUAGCCCGAAGCCAGUGUCUGAGGUGAGGAGUCAAGAGAUCAAGAUUCUCCCCCCCGGGCUCUACCAUCUGGACAGAAAGGCGGGAGCUGGUGAGCCUGGUGAAAAGACGGUUGAGCCUGUGGAGCAGAUUGCAAAAGCGCUGCAAAGCCAGACAGCAGAAUUGGCCAGCCUAGUAAGGCAUCAGGCUGAAGGAGGAGGCUCACAACCACCUGGAACUUUGAAGGGCCUUGGAAAGCAAUCUGAGGAGCUCGUGUUCCUGAUGAGGGCCUGUGGGCAGUAUGAUGUCAAGGUAGGAGAAGGAGAGCAUGGUCAAGCGUUGGCCAACGGCCUGAUCGCUGCGCAAGUCGGUGCUGCCACAAGGCUGAGGAGCGCCGGAUUUCGUCAGAAGAUGACGCAGCGGCUGGCCAUCGGUUUGGCAGGGCCCUUUUGGGGAGUUCAUGAACGACAUGCUCUGUCUGCUUCCGACUUCAUUGGCUACACCGACGCCGAGCUUGACCAGUUUGCAUCCGAAGCCCGAGGAGCAAAAGGAACCAAUGACCAAAGGCCACCACUACCGACCAGGUUCGACGAGUGGGUGGCUCGGGUUCGUCGUCAAACAGAUGUGUGGUGCCUGGUAUAUGGAGCGGAAUGGCGAGCUGUGCGAGCCAAUGCACUGGACUUGCUUUCAGAGUGGCAUCUGAGCUCACCCCACAAAUGGCCGUUGACGGUGGUGAUGGACCUGUGGGAAGAACUACAUUGGAGAUGCAUGGAAGAUUUCAAGGACAUCCUCAGAAAGCUCAAGAAGGAGGUCGGAAGGGAGACGAUGACCCUCGCUGAGUUGAAAUUCCAUGCACUUUUGCCAGGUCCAGACGGGCAGGCGUGGUUGGUGAUGCCCAGCGUCUUUGAUCUACAACGCCCAGGCUCUUGGUUUCAGGAGGAAGUGUUGCCGAGGAUCGAGAGGAGACAGGAGCGUUUGUUGUGGCACUUGACAUGGCAAGGUGGGCAGAGAAGGGAUAGACCACAGACCCCGGCGGCAAACACUACGGCAGGAGGAUCUGAUGGAGACAAGCUGUCUUUGAAGAGUCUAUGGGGCCCGAAGCUGACCGCCGAAGAGGUGACCAGAGCCAAGGAGAGAGCACCCUUGGAUCGACAUGGAAACCUUCUCUGCUGGGGCAACCUUUGUCAUAUUGGAUGCCAAGCACAGUCAUGCCAGAGAUCACAUGAUGGACUAAGGGGCCCUUUCGAAGCGCUGGACCCCGCCGUGCAGAUGCAACUCCUCAAACGAGGAGGGCUCAAGAGGAUGAAAGCUGAAACCAAAGAGAGUGUCAUGGCGAAGGUCAAAGAUCUGAGGGCCAAGGUCGAGAAGGACAAAGGAGAGAAGAUCCAGGAUGGCAAACGGAGGACGACCAAAGCAGGCCAAGCACAGGAUGCCGGUGAUUCAGGACAGGGAGAUGCCGCCAAUGAGGCAGGGUCAAAGGCCGGAGGAGCUGUGGAGAAGGUCGUCAGGUUUUGGGAACCCCCAGAGGAGUUCAAGGUCGAUUACACCGAAGCCGAAGAUGUGAAGGAUCUUGUCAAAGGGCCACCCGAGAAUUGGGGGGAAGAAGGUUUUCGACCAGCCAAGGAUCACCCGGGACAGCAAGGAAUGAGUGCACCGAAAGAAGCUCAUCGCUUGGUGAAGGAGGCACAGAGGUUGGCUAGCAACUCUGUGCUACAGCGGUUGGAAGGGGCUUCGGACGACCUAUAUGCUUGGGCGGCCUCUCGUGUUGCAAGGGAUCCAGAUCUUCGAUACGACCAGCUCCUGAUCGAGAUGGCCACCUAUGGGCUGGGCGAGUUAGCCAAAGAGGCUGCAGAUCUGUUGGAUGAGGACCGAGGACCGAAGGCUGGGUCUGCACGGCUCACGGUGCAGGAAGCAACAUGGAGCGGUGGUGGCCCUGGCGAAGGGAAGGUGUGCAUUGAUGGCUGUGAAUGGAAGUACCUGGAUUACAAGGAGGAGGUCUACAUGACUGACGAGCUGGCCGCCCUCCUCAAGCUGCCAGAGCCGUGCAAGGAGAAGAGACAGUGCGUCACCCUCACUUUGGCUGCUGCUGUGUUCAGAAAGCAGCACGGGAGGUGGCCGAGCAUGGGAGAGGCACAGCAGGUUGCACAGAGAAUGAGACUCGAACAGACCCGUUUGGCCGCUGAAGCAGCAGCCACUCUGGGAGAACCAGAAGAAAUGGUAUCAGCGGUAGAGCAUGAAGCCCGGAUCUACAUCCACGACUUGGUGACAGCCCAUCAUGAGAAGGACUUCAGAUGUCUGGCUAUGUUCCCGGUUACAGAUCUUCAAGAAGCUCGGGUGGUGGUCUUCAGAACUGACUUCAAAGGAGGCUUGUUGGUGGAGAGCGUGGUAGGCAGCCAGUGGGCCCCAGGAGGGUGGACCAUCCCGGUCUUGAUCUGGAAAGGACACAUGGUUGUCCUGCAACCCCCGGAAGAACUGGAUGUUGCGGGGUUGGUGGAAGACGAAGACCAUACAGUGACACCAGCAUUGGGCUUCACAUUCUUUUGGCACUCCCGUCAUGACCAACCACAAACCGCACCUGGACGGUUACAUUGUCGCCUAUGCAAGGGAGCGGUCAGGAAGGCUGGGGAAGUACCACUGUGCAGACCAAAAAGUUGUCUAGCACUCCUUGCAACAGUGGGACCACAGAACCAGGACCAAACCCAGGUCAUUAGAGGAGUUGCUCAGGUGACCGCACAGGAUGACCCCCACGCGUUGGUUCUUCAGGAGGUUUUUGCGGGCACUGGGAGGAUUACAACUGGUUGGAAGAAGAAUGGGACAGCACUGGAGCCGAUUGAGGUGUAUGCAGAGCCACAUUGCAAGAGAGGUUACCGUCGUAGCCAUGAUCUUCUGAGGGAGGAGGUGCGCAAGGAGGUCCUUGAGAAGUCCCGAAGAGGGGAGGCAAAUGUGUGGUGGAUUGCAGCCCCUUGCACCAGUUUUUGCGAUUGGCAGCUGGAAAACGGUGGGUCCCGUACCUUUGCACAACCAGAGGGUUCUGGGGAGGGUCCGCUGAGUCAGAGAGAGGAGGAAGGGAAUACUUUGUCUACUUUCUCGGCGGAGCUCUUCGAACAAGCCCUCGACAACAAUCAGUUCCCGAUCUGCGAGUCCACUGCUGCCAGUGGUCGCUACCCCAAGCAGUGGGACCUUGCGGCCUGGCGUCGGGUACUGAGUCGCCCUGAUGUCGACUUCAUCGAGUUCCCCAUGUGCUCAUUUGGACUGGGACCUCCAGAUGAUCCGACGGCGUUCUACGUCCACCGAACCCGUCUGGUGUUUCCGAAGCACUGGCCUCUGCGGCAGGUGCUCCUCAGGCAAUGCCCGGGUGUGGGCCCGAAACAUCGCCAUGUGGCUCUCCAAGGACAACGGCAAGGGCAGACAGUGACCAGGUGUACAGAGGCUGGUGCAUAUGCAUGGGACUUCGUCACCACGGUUGAAGAGUCGCAUGCAGGAGGCAAGAGAGGGCACGAGGACGUUGGAGGAGAAAAACCAAGGGGCUCCCGAGACUCAGUGGAGGAGACUGAGAGGAGCGCCUAUGACGAGUUUGACGAGGAUACCAAGGAGUUCCUGGAGUUUGUAUGCGAUGAGACAGAUCUUGAGAGGUUGAGGAGAACUGGGAGCUUGCGCAAGGAAGAAAAGGAGAGCCAGCACCAAAGCUCAGCUGAGGAGGCUAGUGAAGGAUCUCCGUUGCCUCCCAACGAAACGCUGGACCAGUUUCUGGAUGAGGUUGUACCCCACCCAGAUGACUUGGAGCAAAGCUUUGAGGAGAGUGAAAGGGAGGGGAGGAGCGCGUCAGAGCAAGCAACCGGGCCACGUUGUGGAGGAAGUGAGAGGAGCCAUCCCAGUGAGGAAGAACCCGCAGAUGGCGAACCAGGCGAGGAUGAGGAAGGGUAUGAGUCAGAGAGUGACGGCCUUUUCUCUACGGGGUCAAGAAGGAGCAGGGACUUGGAUGUCGAGGUGAGUCAGAACGUAAGGCAGUCCAUGGAACAGAACCCAGGGGCCGAAGGACCUGAGGUCAAGGACUUCUGGAACGUGAUCACCAAUCGGCCUUACAAGAGGGUGAGGGUGCACGCAAGAAGGAGGAGGACUUUAUACGUUCCGCAACAGAGUGAUCUGACCUUCCCCUUGUCGUGCCUGAAGAACGAGCGUAGGACCGUUUUGGUCAACCAGCAGAAUGUCAGGGUGGUCAUUGAUGACAAUUGGCGAGUGGCUGGUGAGGUCAACGUCGGGUACGGAGAGUGGUGUGGAUUUACCUUUUUCAAGCUGCUUGGAGGACCUGAUGAGCAGUAUCCACCAGGGGAAGGAGAUACGCAAGAUCAUGAUGACUAUUCACCCGAGGAAGAGGAGUGGGCCGCAGACCACAGAGGUUACUACGCAGCAGGACGCAGUGCCACAGACCACAAGAGCUCGAACACCGGAGCCACAGACCACAAAGGAGACGGGCCCAGUGAUCAUAGAGGAGAUGGUGCCACAGACCACAGUUCAGGUGAGGCAGAAGGCAAGGCCACAGACCACAAAGGGGAGCCAUUAGCCACAGACCACACAGUGAGGGCUGAUCCAAAGGGUAUCUAUUGCGCCCCCUCGAUGAAGGCGUAUGAAGCCGCUGCAGCCUAUGUGGAUGAGGUGGACAAGGCCUUCGAGAAUACCGCCCUGGGCUGGAGAAACCUAGUGGAGAAAGGGAACUGCUUGGUGAGGAGCGCUGGAAGCGUGACGAAAGCUGCGGAGAGCCUGUGGCAAGUCAGGGAGGAUCGAGGACUGAUGAACCUGAAGGGCAUCGACCAAGAGGAGUUUGACGAGGUCCUGCACCCCGACUUGUUGCAGUACCUCCGAACGGUCAGGAAGGAAGGAAUGCCUGCCAGGUAUGUAGGCAGUCGGCACAGGGUGAAAGCAAAGCUCCACCCAAAUGCCAGGAGGAACGUAGACCAGGUCUACCAGCAGGUUGCGAAGGAUGUGAAGAAGCAUCGAGCCCUGGUUGUCGACGGCGAGUUGGAGGAAUUGGCUGGCACAGUAUCUUCCCCGUUCGAGGCUGUGGACAAGUUGCUUCCAGACCGAUCCAUCAGCAAGGAGAAACGGAUUGUGCAUGACCAACGGACCAUCAACAAGGGCGUUCCCAUUCUGAUGUCCAAGAAGGAUAUUGCCGGAGCAUUCAGGCUGAUCUGGGUGGCACCACCUGAUGUGGAGCUGUUUGCGGGGGAUUUGCCCUGGCAACCGGAACGGGCCUUUGGGGAGGAGCACAAGGACGUGGAGUCACCAGCCAAAGGAGACAUCACCGUCAUCUACCUUGUCUCCAGCUUUGGGUUUUCCGGCUCUCCAGGGGAGUGGACCAUGUGGGGCAGAGCGACAGAGGAGUACCACAGGGGCCAUCGACCGAAGGAGCCGAGGAGAGAUCUGGGGUUGGGGUUCGAUGCGAAGGUCCUGGUCGACGAUUGCAUCCUGAUCGAGCCCUGGAUUGGCUAUCGACCAUGGGUUAGCGCUGAGGUUUUCGAGGACGGAGUCAGGAAGAUGCUCGGGGAGAAGGCCAUCAACCAGGACAAGGAUGGGGUGGAAGGAACUUUCCGCACUUCGCAGACGGUCUGGGGUGUGAUUAUGGAGACGGACACAGAGAAGGCAAUGCUUCCCGAGAGGAGAGUCACCAAAGGAGCAGUCCUUUUGGCUGAAGCUUGCUUUGACUUCGGAUGCAAGGAGAUCACCCUGAAACAGAUGCAGCAGUUCAGAGGAAUUAUGACCGGAUGGGCUUCCAUUGUGCAAGGGUUGGCCAACGAGCUGAAGGCAGCAGACAAGUUCCUCCGAGGCUGGAAUGGUGCUGAACAUGUGAAGGUCAACCUGAAAGGCGAUGGUACACCAGGUUGGGAGACACAGAAGGCCUGGGAGGAUUUGUGGGAGCUCUUCGAAGUCUGCAGAUGGCUGAGUGCGAGGACAGAUCAGUGGGAUUUGCUAUUCUCUACCACUUUGAGGAGGAUGCUUCCACCGCUGGAGCGCUUGGCACUCCCCCAGGAAUGGGAUGAGGUGGUCUUUGUUUCCUCGGACUCGACGCCGGACAUGUUGGGCGCCAUUGAUUGGAAAAAUGGACGACUUUUCCGGGAGAAGUUCACCGCCCUGAAACCGUGGAUCGACCAGGUCCUCACUGAUAUCGAGGCACAGGACAGCGAGGAGAAGGUCGUGAUCCAUUUGGGAGAAAUGCUGUCCUUCGUGGCGUUUGCAUGCGCAAUGGGACCCUAUUGGAAGGGCCGUGUGGUCAUCUAUGCCGGCGACAACGCCAUUGUCAAGCACUGGCUCAACAGCCGCAGGAGCAGGAUCCGAGGUGGAAGAAUGUUGGUGCGUGUGGUGAACAUGGUGGAAAUGCGGUGGGGAUGCCAAAUCCUUUCAGGUUGGUGGCGUACCUAUCACAACGUCAAUGCCGACUUUAUCACCCGGUGCACCGAGAAGGAGUUUGAGGAGUACAAAGAGAGGAAAGGGUGGCAGGAAGUCAAUGUCAAGGAGCAGGUGCAUCAGGCUCUCAAGGACACCGAACUUUUCGGCCCUUGUUUCCUUUAUGCCACCGAUGACCAGGACAGAAAGGUGCUCAUGCAGCUACGUGAACGAAGGGUGUUGAGGCAGCUGCAGAAGGAAGUCACAGUGCCCUGGCCAACCAUCAAGGUGGUGGAGUGGUCUGCUACAGGGCGGAAGGUGAAGGACUUCUUGGAGGUAGCUGGACACCUGGGCGCAAAGAUCGACCACCAAACCGACGAAGGACCAGUCAUUCUUUGCGCCACACUUGGCGUGGACAGUCAAGGGCGACAGCUUUGCAAAGUUUUGGACACUGCUUGUACCAUUAAAGCUUGGUUUGCAGUGGUGGAGGGCCCCAGGGCGGUGGCAUGGGAACUUGGUGAGCAGAAGUGUCACCGUCGAGGUUGGGAUUGUGCAGUCGUUGAAUUCGUCACCACGGAGUUUGGUGAGGCCAUGGCGCGAAGGCGCAGAUGCAUGUUUAUCAGUACAGAAGGCAUUUUGCCGGAAGGUUGGAUGGAUGGCCUCGUGAAGGUGGGCAACCCGGUGCCAGUUCAGACGGUGUUGAAGGCGAAACCAUGGGAAGAUCUGGCCUGGUCCAAGCCAAUGAGGAUUGAAUUGGAGAGCGGAAUCCCGAGGGAUAGAAUGCUCCCAAACCCUGUCGGCCAUUUCUUUUUUCAAGAGCAGGAGCGACUGACAUGCCAUGGCGUGGACGGACCAGCACCGUGGCCGAAGAUUGAAGAGGGCACUGGCCGGCUGAAGGAGGUUUUGAUGUUUGAUCGCAGAGGGCCACCGGGCCACAUGAGAAAGCUCACCUUGGAGGAGAUUUGGAUCUUGCAGGGUCGUAGCCUGACCGACCUUAGGAGCAACAGGAUCACAGAGGACUUGGUCGCCGAAGGAUGCAGAGCCACAGGAGUAAGGACGGCUUCCUCGCUUUUGCUGUGUGUUGGCCAUAUGGUUGAGGCGAAGAUUGGUGAGGAGGCGACCAAAGCUGGAGGAUGCAAGGAGCGAGAAGGACCAGAAGCGCUGGCCCAAAUUUUGCUUUGGUUGAGGAGAUGGAAACGAGGAGAUUUUGGUCGGCAUGCCGGAGGGCGCAUUGACAGUUUUGAAGACCGCGUGGUUUAUCGAUGGGCCGAAGCAUGGUGGAUGGAGAUGCUUGAGGAGCCAGAAGAGGAGACAACCGACCGCAAAGCGGGAGGUAGAAGAAAGAAGGUAGACCCGUCAGAGAUUGCUGAGAAGGUCUCCAAACAGUUCGUCACGGCUUUGGGCAUGCAGGUUCGGCCAUUUCACGGUGAAGUCAAAGAGAGAGUGGAGGAGUGGCUCGAGGAGAACAUGUGUGGUGACAAGGCACCAGCCACGGAGAAAGCAUACGCCAGCUCUUGGAUGAAGUGGCAGGCAUGGGCUCGACGCCAAGGAUGGCUGUCAGAAUACCUGGAUAGAAGCCAGGAUGUGGUGGAACGAGAAAACCGUCUCCUGGGCUAUGUGGGAUAUCUUGGAUGGUUGGGAGCUUCUGCAAAUACCAUCCGGCAGAAUAUCUUCGCGAUCAAGAUGGCUCACAAAAGGGUCGGUGCAGGAGACAUCACAGAAGGCAUGCACAGGAUUUGGAUCCUGCUGGGUGGCUCGGAUCGGAGGUCGACCACCAGAAGGCCGCGGAGAUUGGGAGUCACCCAAGAGAUGUUGGAGUGGCUUGGUGAGGAGCUUGUGGGGUCCUUUGGAGGAGAAAGGACCAGCCCCACAUAUGCAGACUCGGUGAUGGUUUUCUCAGCCCUGUCGACGGCCUGGUUCUUCAUGUUGAGGGCCAAAGAGUUUGGAGAGUCAAAUGGCGUGGACAUGGAGAUGAUCAUCAGAGGACAAGAUCUUCGUUUCUCGGCCAAUGGCAGACCAGCCGGGGAGGAAGCAGAGGAGAUAACCCUGACCUUCAGGAAGACAAAGGUGGACCAACUAGCCUUUGGAGAUGCAAAGACUUUGAAGGCCACAGGCAGACGUUACCUGUGCCCGGUUGAAGCGCUGGUGAGGAUGAGAAAGACAUGGCCCAACCGGUUUCAGAAGGACCACCAGGAGAGCAGCCUCCCAUUGUUCCGUUGGGCGUCUGGAACAGUCCUGAAGAGAUUAGAGGUACAACAUCUCUUACAGAAAGCAGCUGAAGGUGUUGGGUUGCAGGGCGACAGGUACAUGGCGCACAGCUUGAGGAUCGGAGGAGCUACGGCGCUCUACCAGGCGACAGGAGACAUUGAGCUGGUUAAGAGGAUUGGCAGAUGGACGUCAUCGGCAGUGCACAGGUAUUUGGAGGACGGGGGCACCAUUUCAAAUGCCUCACGAAAGAUGGCUGAUGUUCGUUUGAAAAACAUUUGA